CCAUGUUUAGAAGGAAGGUAGCGUCCUUGAGCUGAGAUGUUUGAAUUUGCAUUGAUAACAAUAGUUGUAGUUCGUAUCAUGAGAGUAACGUUUGGUACCUAAUUAAUUAGUAAAUUUUGUAGGUUAUAAAUAUGAUAAAAUUGUAAACGGAUGAUGAACCUUCAACAUGAAACUUUGUGAUAACAUAAUGGUAAUUAGGAGAUGAGCGAUCAUCAGGCAGGGGCUGGACCACAGCAGCCCCCGCAAACUCUUAAUGUGGCCGGGCAGACGGUACGACUGCAACAAGUGCUGGCAGCUGCUGGUUCACGAGGCCAUCAGUUUGUUAUUACAUCUCAAGUCAGCGUGCCUGGUCUGACUCAGGUUAUUCCAACUAUUGCAACAUCCAGUGCAGCUCUCCAACAGGCUGGUGUGACACGAAUACUAAACAUUGCUUCAUCUCCGAGAGUGAAUGUGGUCGGUGUGUCUCAAGUUCCAGGACGGGCAGGGACAUUGCAACUUGCUACUAGUAAUGCUGGAAACAGUGGAACAAGUGACUCGCCCGGACGAGGCACGGUAUCACUUGUCGCCAUCGGUCAACCAGCAGCAGUUAAUGCUUCCUCUCACCCAACACUGGUCAGUUCCUUGUCGUCCCCUCCCCGACAGAGGACUACUAGUAGUGCUCUUGGUGUAGUACAGUCACCUCCGACACUAGUGUUAACAUCGACACCAAAUUUAGUGCGGACUUCUAGCGGAUCUUUUGCCACACCAUUAUCCUCUGCUUCAAGUGUCAUGUCAAGUCCACAAUCCUCAUCUCCUGCAAGGAAAAGAAUGCGACUGUCUGAACUUCAGGAGAGAGCACCUCCAAAUGAAGAAAUUGGAGCUCUAAGGAAGAAAGUGCUAGAACACAAGAUGGCACGAAUGCGUAGUGAUCAGGAACGAUACGCGGAACACGCUUCUGAACUGUUCUUCUUGCAGGCUGGUGGAAACAUGAUGGAUUAUCUCACUUGGCGUAAACGACCAUCUACUCCUCAGUUCCUACAUUUUCUUAGAUCUCAUCGUUUGGAUCCUGAAGAUGAUGAUGAAGACCUUACUUUGUUGUUACAUUCACCGUCUGCCCCAGGAUCUUCCCUGACCUCUCAAAGUACAGAGAUCAAGAUCCCAGGAGUGGGGGCAACCCCCGUAGCAACUUCCACGACUCUUCCUCCUGCUGUGGCUCAACUUAACCAGCAAGGUCAUAUCCCUGGGCGACCUCAAGGGGGUCGCCAUGGGAUGGUGUUUGGACUACGACCACUCCCUACUUCAACUUGCAUAGGCCCAACCACUGCUACUACCACACCUCUUGUGCCAGGUGGUACACCACUGGUUCUUGAACCUGCAACUCCUACCAACCCCAACAGUGUGUCAUCUGGAACUGGAAGGGGAUCAGGGUCGUCUGCGACUGUAAAUGAAAAGGGCUCAGUUGCAGGUUUGAGUCCAUCAAAACUAAACAAAUUACCAUUGGUGGCUCCCAUGUCCCGGCAGCAUACAAGACAACAUUCCAUUUCGGCUGUGUACGAUACUUCAAUUGGAAGCCAAGAACAAAUUGCAGAGAAAGCAAAACAAGAAGCGUAUGUAAUGCAGAGAAUAGCUGAACUCCAGAGAGAAGGUUUAUGGUCUGAGAAGAGACUUCCAAAAGUUCAGGAACCUCCGAGAGUAAAGGCACAUUGGGACUACCUCAUCGAAGAAAUGAUAUGGUUAGCAGCUGACUUUGCACAGGAAAGAAAAUGGAAGAAGGCGGCAGCAAAAAAGUGUGCAAGAAAUGUUCAAAAGUAUUUUCAGGAAAAAGCGAUUCAGGCCCAAAAGGCUGAAAAGGUUCAAGAAUUACGGUUGAAGAAAGUGGCUAGUUUUAUCGCAAAGGAAAUCAAGACAUUUUGGUCCAACGUUGAGAAGCUGGUAGAGUUUAAACAACAGACAAGAUUGGAAGAAAAACGAAAGAAGGCACUGGACCAGCAUCUUAGUUUUAUUGUAGACCAGACAGAAAAAUACUCAACAUGGUUAGCUGAAAGCAUGAACAAAUCUGGUGUGGACAGUGUCAAUCCAAGUGUUCCUCCAUCUGUGAAUUCAUCACGUAUAUCUUCGCCAACAAGACAAGUUCUGUCUGAUGAUGAAUUUCAACCAAAUCAGAGUUCAACAGAUGAUGAAGAAACAAUUGCAAAGGCAGAAGAAGACAUGGAUGUGUUAGGACAUAUCGAAGAAGUUGAAAUGCUGAAAAGAGAAUCAGAGCUUCCUCUAGAAGAGUUGUUGAAGGAAUUGCCAGGUGAUUACUUGGAAAACCGAGAUAAAGCGUUGCCCGGUGAAAGAAGUGAAGGCGGUGAUGACGACGUGUCUAGUAGAGAUGAUGAUGAAUUCACUCUUGCAUCAGACAAGGAAUUGAGUGAUGAUGAAGACACGAUCCAAGAACAGGAAGCUGUUGAAGGGAAAGUUGAUCACAAGAAGGAAUUGGAGGACCUUCAGGCUGAAAAUGAAAUGAGUAUCGAAGAUCUUAUUGCAAAAUAUGGUUGUGGGGUUGGUGCAGAGGACGCAGAAGAUGGUAUGGAGGAUUGUGAAUCAGAAGAAGUUGAAGAUGAGGUAUCAGGAAAUGAAAGUGAAAAUUCAACUGAAGGUGAUGAAGACAGUAUACAGAGUAAAGAAGCAGGCAUUGGCCUCAAAUCUCUACUAAAUGAUGACAAUGAGGAUGAUGAAACAAGCACUGAAAAAAAGGUUUGUAUAAUUAUACAAAGCAUAUUGAAAGGCGACUUUCUGAAAACUGAGAUGCUACAACCUAAAGGAAAUACUUUAUCUUCAACAAGUGUGGUCACAACAAUACCAUUCCUCUUGAAGCACACACUGAGGGAAUAUCAGCAUAUAGGACUGGAUUGGUUAGUUACCAUGUUUGACAGAAAGCUUAAUGGAAUUUUGGCCGAUGAAAUGGGACUAGGUAAAACGAUCCAAACUAUAUCACUUCUGGCUCACUUAGCAUGUGAAAAAGGUAACUGGGGUCCACACUUGAUUAUAGUUCCCACUUCUGUGAUGUUGAAUUGGGAGAUGGAAUUAAAAAAAUGGUGUCCUGCCUUCAAAAUCCUAACAUAUUAUGGCUCACAAAAAGAACGGAAACAGAAGCGCACAGGUUGGACCAAACCAAAUGCAUUCCAUGUAUGCAUUACAUCUUACAAAUUGGUCAUCCAAGACCAUCAAAGUUUUAGGCGAAAAAAAUGGAAAUACCUUAUUCUGGAUGAAGCACAGAAUAUUAAGAAUUUCAAGUCCCAGAGAUGGCAGUUGCUGCUCAAUUUUCAAUCACAGAGGCGUCUCCUCUUAACUGGCACACCUCUUCAAAAUAAUUUGAUGGAAUUGUGGUCCCUGAUGCACUUUCUUAUGCCCAACGUGUUCCAGUCACAUCGAGAAUUUAAGGAGUGGUUUUCUAAUCCAGUGACUGGAAUGAUAGAAGGAAACUCGGAAUAUAAUGAGAGCAUUAUCAAGCGCCUUCAUAAGGUGUUAAGGCCAUUUCUGUUGCGCCGAUUGAAAACGGAAGUGGAGAAGCAGUUACCGAAGAAAUACGAGCAUAUUGUGAUGUGUCGCCUAUCAAAACGACAGAGAUUCUUAUAUGAUGACUUCAUGUCUAGAGCAAAGACAAGAGAAACCCUAGCCACUGGAAACUUGUUAAGUGUUAUCAAUGUUCUUAUGCAACUUCGUAAAGUGUGCAAUCAUCCCAACCUGUUUGAGGUUCGACCUACGAUCUCGCCGUUUCAGAUGGAAGGCAUUACAUAUGAAACUGCUUCUUUGGUUAUAUCCAUGCUCGACUAUGAUCCCUUUAAGCAUGUUGAUUUAUUCAGUCUAAACUUACUGCUGGUGGAACUUGAGUCAUGCCUCACAGCAUUUGUCGCUCAUCGAAUAAAGAAGUACCGCGUUCCAAAGAAGUUAAUAGAAGAGAUCGACUCUGUGCCAGAGCCACCUCCGCGCUGUCCAUCGGGGAAGAUAAAGAUCCAUGUUCGACUUUCCUCCAACCAGCAGCAGCAGAAUAUUGGGACAAGUGGAGGCGCUGUCGUAAAUAAGGGACUCCCUGUUACUGUCGCCUCAGCUCAUGUUGGUACCUCACCACUCGUAAAAGCCCCAGCUGGCCAAGUCCCGUUAACAUGCUUGUUGUACACGGCAAGGUGUGUGUGUGUGUGUUGCAUGAGAACAAGCACUGUGUUUUCUUACGUAGGUGUGACUCUGAGAGUGACAGGUGGAACUCAACGACAGGGAUAUUCGGUGCAACUUGUGCAACAUCAGGGUGGUCUAAAGGCGAUUCCAGUUGCUACGUUAGGUCCAACUCCACAACAGCAGCAGCAGUCACUGACAGGAGUACAAGUGAAGCAAGCAGAUGGAGUACAGAGGUUCUCUGUACCAGCUGGAUUUGCCCAGCUGGUGCAAACUUCAACAGGGCGCCACAUUUUGCUUACGCCAUCAUCGCAAGUUAUACCACCAUUGUCACAGAAUCCAGGAACAACUACAGUAAUGACUGCAAGUGGGCACCGUCUAACUGUACUUCCAAAGUCAGUGAGUGGUGUAGCAACAACUACAGUGACGACAGUGAACCGCAUGAUCCCAUCUUGUCAGACUACAUCCACGUCAGUGGCUCGUCCAGUAAUGAGGGUUCCUCCCCUCAACAUGUCGUUGGGCGCUCAGGCAACUUUGGGUACACUGGUAAACACAGUAGUAGCUGGAACUACCACAGUGACGACCACGACGACGACGACUUCCACCAAGACCUGCACUUCUCUCACCCAGCCAGUUCUGGCUGCUCUAGUCCAACAAUCUCAGAGGAACAACACCAUGCACUCUGCUUUGGCAUCAGUAUCAAGUAGCAUAGUGACACGAAAUGAGACAAAGAUGGCAGAACAGCGGAAGCAGAAGCUGGAAGCACAAGUAGUAACUCGAUCUGUUUUCUAUUCGCCUGAAUUAGAAGAUAAGAAGAGGGCAAGGAGGAAAGCAAAAUUGGAAAUGUUGAAUCGAUUCAAUGUGCGCCGCUGUACUGCGUGCCCAAUCUAUGGACCUGACCUGAUAGAGGCUAUGAGAAUUGUGGACUUGGUAGAGCCAUACCAAGGGGACUCGAGAGGGGCCGGAUAUGUCCAUUGUCUGAAUGCCCUGAAACAGAGCAGUGAAAAGCCAGACAGAUACUGGACUCAAACAAGACACCUAGCAUCUUUGGUUCAUACUCCACAGCAUUAUGUUAACGAACUUGGAGACAUAUUUUCAAGGUAUGUGCUGUGCGUGCCAGCAGUUUCAGCUCCUCAGCCGAGGUUCCACGUGUCGCAUCCUCCCCCAUCAAAGUUCUGGGAGCUGAAGAGAAGUCAGGCCAUGCUGCAGCAGGAACUGUCAUCACGUUGUGCUUUACUGCAUCCUAUUGCAAGUGCAAUGGUUACACAGUUUCCGGAUCCUAGGCUCAUUCAGUAUGAUUGUGGUAAACUGCAGGUGCUAGACCGAUUACUUCGGCAGUUGAAGGUAGAUCACCAUCGUGUUCUGAUCUUUACGCAGAUGACUAGAAUGUUGGAUGUUCUAGAAGCAUUUCUCAAUUUUCAUGGCCACAUUUACUUGCGUUUGGAUGGAACAACUCGUAUUGAUCAGAGACAGAUGCUGAUGGAACGAUUUAAUGCUGACCGCCGAAUUUUUUGCUUCAUCCUUUCGACACGUUCCGGUGGUAUUGGUGUGAACCUCACUGGUGCAGACACUGUGAUAUUUUAUGACAGUGAUUGGAACCCCACAAUGGAUGCUCAGGCUCAAGACCGUUGUCAUAGAAUUGGUCAGACGAGGGAUGUUCACAUAUAUCGAUUGGUUAGCGAGAUGACUGUUGAAGAGAAUAUUCUGAAGAAAGCAAAUCAGAAGAGGCUUCUUGGUGAUCUGGCAAUUGAAGGAGGUAACUUCACGACAGCGUACUUCAAAAGUUCAACUAUUCAAGAUCUUUUCAACAUCGACAUUGCUGAAAAUGAUGCUUCAAGAAGAAUGGCAGAGGUUCUGGACAGAGAUAAUGAAAGAGAAAGAAAGCGACAGAAGGAUGAUGCUCAAAUGCCACUGUCACCAAAUGAAGACAAGGUAGCACUAGGUGCUCUGGAGUCAGCAUUGGCUGCAGCAGAAGAUGAAUCAGACGUCCAAGCUGCAAGGACUGCCAAAGCAGAGGCAGCUGCUGAUUUGGCAGAAUUUGAUGAGACAAUUCCACUUGAAGAUGCUGAAACUGGUGGUGCAGCUGGUGAACAAGAAAUGAGCAAAGCAGAGUUGGAAGUCCACAAUCUUAUUCAGCAGCUGACUCCUGUGGAACGUUACGCCAUGAAGUUUGUAGAAGACACAGAGGCGGCGUGGUCUGCAGAACAGUUGGCUGCAGCAGAAGCAGAAAUUGAACAGCAGAAGCGUGAAUGGGAGCUGGGACGUCUCCAAGUUCUCAAAGAAGAGACAGAUCGUCAUGCAAGAGUUUCAGAUGAUGAUGAGCAGCUUCUAACAUUCUCUCAUGAGGAUGCACACAAUCAGGUUUGGGUGUCUCAGAAUGCUAGGGAGCAGAUGCCAAUGUGGUGUCCACCGACUCCGCCACAGGAUGAUAAUGAUGUGUACAUUGACCACUCAUUGGGCUUCCUCUAUGAACAAACCAUCAUGUCCGAGUCCCAGCUCCCAGUUGUGUAUGUGAAGAAGGAACACAAACGAAUAAGAAUGGAUGCAAUUCCAUCUGCUGAAAGAGAAGGUCGUCGCCCUAUGAAGAUACGAAAAGAAGAAUCUUUGUAUGCACCUCGUUCGUUGUUUGACCGUCCUUCGCCAGCAUUAGCAAAGAUGCGCAGAGACAUGAAACUGCAACGAUGCCGUGGAAUUGUGCGUUCUCCAUCAACUUUUCCAGGGCUGAAACCUCCAGCCAUGGUUAAGCCCAUGCCUGAACCUGAGAAUGUUCCUGAAUGGGUCAUUCAUGAGGAUUGGGCACUACUUCAGGCAGUGCAGGUGUUCCUUGAGCUGCCCCUAAACCUGAUGAUCCUGUCACCAGGUCAUACUCCAAACUGGGACAUGGUGGCAGAUAUGGUCAACAACGUGUCUCAUAUGUAUCGCUCACCUAAACAGUGCCGCAACAGGUAUGACACCAUUAUUGUACCUAGGGAAGAAGGCAAGAUUUUGUAUGAUUCAAAUCCAAAGAAACAAAAGAAGACAAAGGGCAUGUAUAAACUUCCGCCACACACAAAAACGAAUCGUCCUAUGAGAACGUCACAGUUAUACAUCCAAGAUAACAAUGGAACAUACACACAGCUGUACACACAACGGUUUGAGACAAUCAAGGCAGUGUCAAAUAAGCGAACACCAACUGUAAGACCGCAACAGCUUGAGAAUCCCACAGUGAGGAACCCCAAACAUGCAGCUGUUUUGGCAGACAUUGGAAUAAUAUACGACCAGCCACUCACGCCCCUUGAGGUUGCUACCCGAAGGGCAGAAAGAAUUGCUAAGGAGAAACAGAAAACAGCACAGGCAGCUGCAGUAAGUAUCCCUCUUGAGUUGUGUUGUUUUUGGAAUACCACUUCCAUUAGUUUUGUUUUAUUACAGCUGACUCCUGUGGAACGUUACGCCAUGAAGUUUGUAGAAGACACAGAGGCGGCGUGGUCUGCAGAACAGUUGGCUGCAGCAGAAGCAGAAAUUGAACAGCAGAAGCGUGAAUGGGAGCUGGGACGUCUCCAAGUUCUCAAAGAAGAGACAGAUUGUCAUGCAAGAGUUUCAGAUGAUGAUGAGCAGCUUCUAACAUUCUCUCAUGAGGAUGCACACAAUCAGGUUUGGGUGUCUCAGAAUGCUAGGGAGCAGAUGCCAAUGUGGUGUCCACCGACUCCGCCACAGGAUGAUAAUGAUGUGUACAUUGACCACUCAUUGGGCUUCCUCUAUGAACAAACCAUCAUGUCCGAGUCCCAGCUCCCAGUUGUGUAUGUGAAGAAGGAACACAAACGAAUAAGAAUGGAUGCAAUUCCAUCUGCUGAAAGAGAAGGUCGUCGCCCUAUGAAGAUACGAAAAGAAGAAUCUUUGUAUGCACCUCGUUCGUUGUUUGACCGUCCUUCGCCAGCAUUAGCAAAGAUGCGCAGAGACAUGAAACUGCAACGAUGCCGUGGAAUUGUGCGUUCUCCAUCAACUUUUCCAGGGCUGAAACCUCCAGCCAUGGUUAAGCCCAUGCCUGAACCUGAGAAUGUUCCUGAAUGGGUCAUUCAUGAGGAUUGGGCACUACUUCAGGCAGUGCAGGUGUUCCUUGAGCUGCCCCUAAACCUGAUGAUCCUGUCACCAGGUCAUACUCCAAACUGGGACAUGGUGGCAGAUAUGGUCAACAACGUGUCUCAUAUGUAUCGCUCACCUAAACAGUGCCGCAACAGGUAUGACACCAUUAUUGUACCUAGGGAAGAAGGCAAGAUUUUGUAUGAUUCAAAUCCAAAGAAACAAAAGAAGACAAAGGGCAUGUAUAAACUUCCGCCACACACAAAAACGAAUCGUCCUAUGAGAACGUCACAGUUAUACAUCCAAGAUAACAAUGGAACAUACACACAGCUGUACACACAACGGUUUGAGACAAUCAAGGCAGUGUCAAAUAAGCGAACACCAACUGUAAGACCGCAACAGCUUGAGAAUCCCACAGUGAGGAACCCCAAACAUGCAGCUGUUUUGGCAGACAUUGGAAUAAUAUACGACCAGCCACUCACGCCCCUUGAGGUUGCUACCCGAAGGGCAGAAAGAAUUGCUAAGGAGAAACAGAAAACAGCACAGGCAGCUGCAGCACAGGUAGUGUCUGCUGGGCAAACGUUCAUUGCUUCACCUUUACAACAGCAGCAGGUGGCAGCAGCGGCAAACUCUGGAUCUGCUCCUUCUGUUGCUCAGGUACCUGCCCCAUCUGUACCUUCAACGCAAGCGCCUGUACCGAGUUCAACGCCACAAGCAGUUGUGGUCGGACUGAGCCGGGCAGCAUCUCCUCAGCAGAUUGGAACGGUGGUAUCAGUGGCUGGCACCACGGUUAUACAAACUGGGUCUGUGUCAACUCUGACACCAGCACUCAGCCGAGUACAGAGACCUGUCACCACUCUUACUGUACAGGAUGUGGUGGCUGCAGCAGGCCAAGUGAGGACAGUGGCUAACUCUCCAGCUGUCGUGUCAGUUGCUAAUCUAACACCUGCUCAAGUUCAGGUGGCUGCCCAGCGUCUUGCUUCGGCAAAUCUUGUAUCCCAGUCACCAACUGUAGUUACUACUGUAGUUACAAAGGGUGUAACAGCUGCUGCUAUGACGGCAGGUGGUAAGGCGCUGAACCAUGCACAGAUUCAGUUCUAUAAGCAGCAACAGCUGCUUCGCCAGCAACAGCAACGACUUAUACGGGACCAUCAGCUGAAGGUUCUGCAGGCCCAGUCGGCUUCAAAUCAGAAGGUUUCAGUUGCCGUGACUACAGGAACAGCCAUGGGAAUAGCAACUGUCGCUGGAGUCACAGCUGUUCAGGUCUCACAAGCUCAGCAGCAGAGAGCACAGUUUAUCAAACAAGCAUCCCCAGGAGGUAAACAAACUGCAAUUGCUCGCACAAUGUCUGAGACUGAGAUGGCAGCACUUAUUAAGCGCCAGCAGCAACAUCUAGCAGUACAGCAGAAAGCUGGAGGGACGCAGGUAGCUCAGGUGCAGGUGCCAACGCAAGCAGGACUCACUCCCGCUCAGAUUCUGGCACAAGCUGGAUUGCAGGUGCAGCAGGCAGGUACAUCAGGCCAGACUCAGGUUGCGACACUAGUGAAGACAGUGUCUGCUCCAGGCACUGGAGGUUCACCUCAAAGUGUGACAAUCCCAGUGACAGGGAUGACUCUGCCGCAGGUGAAAGCUGCGGGUACCAUGAAGACUGCUACACCCCAACAGAUACGACAGCUGGCGAUCCAACAACAGCUACUGCAACAGCGAAAGCUGCCAGCGCAAAAGAUGGCACAGCUCACUCAGGUGGGUGGGAAAGCAGGAGUUCAAGCACAGCUGAUAGUCCAGUCCCAGAAGGCUCUGCCAACCACUAUGACUGUACAACAGAUUCAGCAAGUUAUGAAGCAUGUUCAACCACAGCACAUUACCCAUGUGUCAGGUGGUCAGGCUGUAUCGCAAGCAGCAGGAAGUCAGGUGAUAUCUCAUGCUGUGCUUACUAAAGCACCACAAGUGUCCUCACCUGGCCAGACCUUGCAGACACGAGUUAUUCCCGUGUCCAGCACACAACAGUCUCUUAAACAGACGAUACAGUGUUUUUUGCAGGUGGUAACUGCUUCCUCUGGUGUGCGGACAUCUGUCCCCAAUGUAACAAUUGAUGCUGCUGGGAGACCACAAGUUAGUGUUGCAUCAACACUGGCAUCAGCUCUUGCUGGCACCAUCAAGGUGGCGCCAUCAGUCUCCACGGCACAGCAGCACGCUUUAUUGUCACAGGUAAAUGCAGCAUUACAGGGACAACCUGUGUCGGUGGCUGUACGACAGGCAAGUCAGAGCCCUGUCCGCAUCCAGACUUCAGCGAGUGGAACUCCUCUGGUAGCAGUGACAGUACAGCAGACUGUGGGAGUCCCAUCGCAAGGCAUCCCGACAGUGGUGACGGCGCAACAAGUGAUCACACCUCAACAGCAGCAGCAUGCGACUGUUAACCCUGCCACACUGUCAGGCACCUCACAGGAGGCAUCCCAGUGAAAUCUGAACAGAGUGAGAACUCCAGACAUCUUGAAACUCCAUGAAGUGUUACAAAGUGCAAGAAGGAAGGUAUGAUUAAACUUGCUGAAGUUAGUGGUGCUUGAAGAAUUGACAUUAUUCGUAGUUGCAGGGUCACAAAUUACAGAGGCACGAAGGAAACUCUUUAUAUCAGAAGUGAUGCUGUAGAAAGAUUCUCAUCUCCCAGGUAGUGAAAAUUCA
Molecule: messenger RNA, 10869 nt
Organism: Zootermopsis nevadensis
Lineage: Eukaryota; Metazoa; Arthropoda; Insecta; Blattodea; Termopsidae
Source: RefSeq, a predicted model, not a curated record